AGGUAAACAAACAAUUGCCGGCUCAACUCGUUCAGCGGAUUUUGCAUUUUACUAUUUAAUUGUAGUUCAAUUCCACGUUCUAGUUUAUUCUGUUUGUAACCAGCGCAAUACAGUCCUAGACUGUUUAAAGUUAUCUACUGAGAAUGGCACUGCUUGCGUUGCGUCCGCUGCUAGUCAAACAACGCCAAUUAUCCUUGAGCCUCCUACGAUGCAGCGGAUCAUCGUUACCCUCUCUGGUGCGGCAGUAUGCAACAGGGCAGGCGGAGCAACAAAAGUCUUCAUCGAAAUCGCUUUCCGCCGGCUCGGAUCGGACGGAUGUUUCCACCGACGUUCGGCCACUGGGAGAGCGUGUGAAGGAGAACACGAAAACGGCCAGUUACAUGGGUGUGAUCAUGCUCGGCGUUGGAGUGACCGGACUGCUGUUUUAUGUGAUCUUCUGGGAGCUGUUUUCGUCGGACAGUCCCAACAACAUUUACUCGGAAGCUCUUGAGCGAGUCAAGGAAGAACCACGCGUGCGAGAUGCGCUCGGUUCACCGAUCAAGGGUUUCGGAGAGGAGAGCCGUCGGGGCCGCCGGACACACGUGGCCCACACCAAGUACGUAAAGGAUGGUGUCGAAUACAUUCGGAUGCAAUUCUACAUACAAGGCAUUCGCAACAAAGGAACGGUUCAUCUGGAAAAACGCAAAACGGAAUCGGGAUCGUUCGAAUAUCGGUAUCUGUUCGUACAGCUAGACUACAAUCGCCAACAUCCAAUCAUCCUAGAAGACAACCGGCUCCAACAGGAUGCCGCCCACCAUGCCACGUCUGGAACCGCUCCACAGCCGUUAUUUUGAAAAGUGUUUCCGGUGAAAUACAAAGCUAUCUGUUCA
This is a messenger RNA of Anopheles aquasalis, 869 nucleotides long. RefSeq names its product mitochondrial import inner membrane translocase subunit Tim21. Gene Ontology annotation, biological process: protein import into mitochondrial matrix. Gene Ontology annotation, cellular component: TIM23 mitochondrial import inner membrane translocase complex. NCBI's taxonomy places the organism in Eukaryota, Metazoa, Arthropoda, Insecta, Diptera, Culicidae. The record is from RefSeq and is a predicted model, not a curated record.